Molecule: messenger RNA, 870 nt
Organism: Helianthus annuus (common sunflower)
Lineage: Eukaryota; Viridiplantae; Streptophyta; Magnoliopsida; Asterales; Asteraceae
Product: SR-related and CTD-associated factor 4-like
Exons: 4
Coding region: 1-870 (289 amino acids)
Source: RefSeq, a predicted model, not a curated record
AUGUCCGUUGCACCAUCCUCUCCUGUUAACGUUCCUACACCUCCUUAUACACCUGAUCACAUACUCGCUCCUGUUACAGUUCCUGUCGAUUCACCUCCAGUUGCACCACCCAACACACAGACUCCACCUUCAGUCUUAAAGAGUGAGACGGAUGCUAGACGACCUCCACCACCUUCGUAUCCCCCACCAGUCAUUCCACCACCACCAUCAUCUCCUCCUCCAGUGACUUCAUCUCCUGUUCAUGUUCCCGUUGAGGGUCAGGCUGCUCGGUUUCUGACUGUAGAGCAGCAGAAGAUAAUGCCACCCAUACGUAGCACAAACCCCAAUACGUUACCGAGAACUGAGGCUGAACUCAAUGAGCGCAUAUCCCGGGCUAUAGUGCAGAAUGAAGCCCUCUGCUCUGAACACAGCGGUGGCACUUCAGGAAACAAUCCUCCCACUGGCUGCACCUAUAAACAGUUCCUAGACUGUAAUCCCUUGAAUUUUGAUGGCACAAGAGGUGCCGCUGCUUUCAUCCGAUGGGUUGAAAAGACUAACUUAGUUCUGAGAAUGAGUAAAUGUUCGCCUGAGCAGAGAGUCACCUAUAUUUCAAGAUUAUUCAUGGAUGGUGCACUCUCUUGGUGGAACCUUCAGGUUCAAACCCUAGGUGAAGCCGCUGCUUAUGCACUGAGCUGGGACGAGCUCAAAGAGUUGAUGCGAAAGAAAUAUUGUUCCAGGGUUGAAAACCAGAAGCUUGAGACCGAGUUCUGGAAUUUGAAAAUGGAUGGGCCAAAGAUUUCUGAGUACAUCCAACGUUUCCAUGACUUAUCUAGGGUUGUUCCCUAUUUAGUUGAGGCUGAAUUCAAGAGAAUCGAACGAUUCAUUUGGUGA